Molecule: messenger RNA, 438 nt
Organism: Cotesia congregata
Lineage: Eukaryota; Metazoa; Arthropoda; Insecta; Hymenoptera; Braconidae
Source: the annotation of a GenBank genome assembly
AUGGCUGGUCAAUAUAACUUAUCCUCAUCGAUUCUUUCUGGUAAACCUGAUACUGGAUCAUAUAGUUAUCGUUGUGUGCGUAAAUCUGGACAAGAUGUGCAUACAGAUCUUCUCAGAAUUGUUAGUCAGAUGCAUGACUCAACAGAUGCAUUAAACAAUAAUUAUGAAGCCAAGGUUUGUAAAGAAGAGAUGAAAUUUCCUUAUCUUCAAUCUAUUAAUGACGAUGAAACUAAAAAAAUUAUAACGCCUCAAGAACUAUUGACUAUGAAGUUACUUGUCGAAAAAAAUGAAAAUCUCCCGUAUCAAUAUGAACUCGUCAGCACAAAUUCAUUUAAAAGAAUAAUUUCACAUCCGCAAUUGAAGCAAUACUUAUUACUCAAUAAUCCAAAGAAGCAUAUAGCCAACGUUAAUAGAUUUCCGCUAGCUUAUUCAACUUAA